This is a messenger RNA of Leishmania mexicana MHOM/GT/2001/U1103, 1107 nucleotides long. Its product is annotated as putative casein kinase I. Gene Ontology annotation, molecular function: ATP binding; protein serine/threonine kinase activity. Lineage: Eukaryota; Euglenozoa; Kinetoplastea; Trypanosomatida; Trypanosomatidae. The transcript has a single exon. Gene Ontology annotation, cellular component: cytoplasm; nucleus. Gene Ontology annotation, biological process: endocytosis; peptidyl-serine phosphorylation; signal transduction. The coding region runs from base 1 to 1107 and encodes 368 amino acids. The record is from RefSeq and is a predicted model, not a curated record.
AUGCCAGAGACAUCUUCCGAGGUGGCACCUGUCAUUAAGUCCAUCUUUCAAGGACGCUUUUUCCUCACGAAGCUGCUCGGCAAGGGUGGCUUCGGCGAAGUCUACGCGGCCGUUCAGACGUCCAACAACGAGAUGGUGGCGGUGAAGAUGGAAAAGAAUAACGGUCGCAACUCGUUUCUCUUUCACGAGGCGCGCGUGAUGCAGGACAUUCAGAAGACUCCCACAAAGGAUGGUAUUUCAGGCAUUGCGACACUGAAGUACUUUGGACAGGAAGGCGACUACCGCAUGCUGAUCAUGUCCAUGCACGGCGCAUCGCUCGAGGACUUCCACGAGAGGUUGGGCCGCUUCUCUCUCAAGACGACUAUCAUGCUGGCGGGCCAGAUCCUGUCGCGCCUCGAGUACAUUCACUCUGUGGGCUACGUGCACCGUGACCUGAAGACGGAUAACUUCCUUGUGGGCAAAGGCUCCUUCUCGAAUCGCAUCUUCAUGAUUGAUUUUGGUCUAAGCUCCAAAUUCAUCGACUCCGAUGGCAAGCAUCGUGACAUCUUCACUGGCCGGUACUUUCUGGGCACCUCGCGCUUCGCUUCGGUGCGGACGCAUCAGGGAUACUCGCAGAGCCGCCGUGACGACCUGGAGCAGCUAGUGUACAUCAUGAUUUACAUGUAUCGUGGUCGCCUGCCGUGGUCGGGCCUCAACAUCAAGGACCUGUCGGCCAAGGAGCGCAAGAUCGGUCAGAUCAAGGCUGAUUUGAGCUAUAGCCAGAUUUGUGCCAAGUGCCCUCAGGUGUUCGAGCACCUGCUCUUCUACGCCCGAAAUAUGGAGUUUGCGGAGACCCCUCAGUACGACAUGUGCCACGCCCUUCUCCAGUCCGUUUUAGACUCCAUGAGCCCCCGCGAAACGAUGGACUAUGUUUUUGAUUGGAACGUGUCAGCUACCAAGCCGACGCGUCAGUCACUUUCGUCGCGCGACGAGAUCGCUCCUACGAAUGCCAACGCUGCAAACCAGCCAAAUAUGCUCAGCGGUGCGGAUGGCAAGGGUAUGUUCUCUGACUUUGGAAGGAGUAACCCGCCGGAGAACAUCUUCAGCAUCGGUGGCCACGGCACAUAA